GGGUUCGAAGGAACCCAGCACCAGCGCUUGGGUUCGUCGAACGCAGGCGUCCUGGGUUCCGUCGAACCCAGGACGCCUGGGUUCGAUGGAACCCAGGCGCGGGUUAGAGAUGAAGUCCUUUCUACGAGGAAUCGAUGUGCGGGUUAGAGAUGAAUUUGGUCGUUUUGUUCGGAAUUUGGUGGUGCAAAGCAAUGAGUUUUUUCCAUAUUAGUGUUUUUUGUAGCUUGAAUUUGGUGGUUUUGUAGAAGAUUUGAUGGUUCGAAGCCUCGGGAUUUGAAUUUAGUUUGGAUGGAAUGAAUUUUUGUUGUUUGGUUUAUAGGAAAGCGAAGGAAAAUUGAGUGGAAAAUGUCUGUAAAAUUUUAUUACUGAUGUGAAAAUGAAAAAAUGCCACGGUGGUGAAAAAGAUAUUAUUUUAUUUUACAGGUUAUUAAGAUUUUCAACCAAAAUUGAUUUCGUGGCAACUUAACGUGCCAUCUGGCACUUCCGUCGACGGAAGGACUAAAAUGGUUUCAAAAAUUGAAGUUUAAAGAUUUUUUUAGUAUUUUUUUUAGUUUGAGGGUAUUUUUAGUCCAAAAAUGAAAGUUCAGGGACUGAAUCGGGGAUAUAACCUAUUAU
Molecule: messenger RNA, 615 nt
Organism: Rubroshorea leprosula
Lineage: Eukaryota; Viridiplantae; Streptophyta; Magnoliopsida; Malvales; Dipterocarpaceae
Source: the annotation of a GenBank genome assembly